GGAAUUAACACAACUACCAAAAAAGCUUUUAUCAACAAAAAUUGAAUACCCUUUUGUCCUGAAUCUCUCUAACCUUUACGUUGACAUUGAUCCUCGUGCGCAAGUUUCUGGCUUUUGAUUGAUUCGAAGCAGAGAUCGGGAUUUUUGCGGUUGUAUAGCCAAAUGGACGAGGUGAUGACAGCGACGGACGCGGGUUCUUUAGGAGGCGGAAACAGGGCGUUGUAUGGAUCACCUCCGUCGUCGCAUAAUCUGUUUCCUCACAAUCUCCCAAUCUUCUCUGCUUUUCUUGCCUUCGCUCUUGCUCAGUUCCUCAAAGUUUUCACUAAUUGGUACAAAGAAAAGAGGUGGGACUCUAAACGGAUGAUUAGUUCUGGUGGAAUGCCUUCCUCUCACUCAGCUACCGUCACUGCCUUAGCUGUUGCCAUUGGCCUAGAAGAAGGAGCUGGAGCACCCGCUUUUGCUAUUGCGGUUGUGUUAGCCUGUGUUGUGAUGUAUGAUGCAUCCGGGGUUAGGCUUCAUGCUGGUCGUCAAGCCGAGCUGCUGAAUCAAAUUGUUUGUGAGUUUCCCCCCGAGCAUCCCUUAUCCACAGUUAGACCCUUGCGUGAACUGCUCGGCCACACUCCUAUCCAGGUUGCAGCAGGUGGGGUUUUAGGAUGUGUGGUAGCUUAUUUGAUGAGGAGCACAAGCUAGUUUCUACUCAAGUAUGAAUCCAAAAUUCUUUUGAAAUCAUAGGCGACCCUUCUCAGAAACUAUAUAGAUUCAGCGAUCAAGGGACGCUAGAUUAUUGGAGUAAAUGGAAAUUGUUAAAUCUGUGUAAUAUAUAGAUCAUAGUUAGUCUUGUCAUUGUUUAAGCUAUUCCUUCUCAACAUUCUCUCAAUCUCUACAUAUAUAUAAUCUCUAUUUCCGAAGCA
This is a messenger RNA of Capsella rubella, 911 nucleotides long. RefSeq lists its product as uncharacterized. The record is from RefSeq and is a predicted model, not a curated record. NCBI's taxonomy places the organism in Eukaryota, Viridiplantae, Streptophyta, Magnoliopsida, Brassicales, Brassicaceae. Bases 163 to 690 code for a protein of 175 amino acids. The transcript is spliced from 5 exons.